AUGACAUGCUCAACAACAUAUCGAUCGAUUCUUCUCUCCCUUCUCGCCCUUCUCGCUCUUCUGGAGCCGUCGAGAUGUCAGAAUGCGCUGAAUCUUGCCGAGACGAAGCACUCGUGUAUGGCGCUGAAAAACGAGCUGGGCGACGGGUGCAUUUGCAAGCAAACCAAGCGACACGGACAGCCGGAGUGCUGCUGCAUGGGACUGGAAGUGACUCAGUUGCCGAGCAAUCUCACUGCCGACAUGGGCUAUCUGUAAGUUUUUCGGAGCAGUUCAUAAUCAUAGGCAACGUUUAGAUAUCUGCACAACACAAGCAUCUCCGAAAUCACCCAAAACUACUUCGAUGGCUAUCCGGCCAUUCGAGAACUGUCAGUUUCACUCAUCAUCACACCUCCCUUUGUACGUACCUUUCAGUGAAAUCGGCGACUCUUCAAGUCUAGAACACUUUGACGGCUCCUCCCUUACAGUCCUCGCAAAACUCCGCAAACUCUCUGUUGUAAAAUGUCCGAAUCUGCGCGAAAUAUCCGGAAAACUUUUGGUGAACAACACACGGAUCCAGACAGUGAUCCUCAAAAACAACGGACUAAGGACGAUGCCGUCGCUCCGAAUGACCGAGGCGCAUCAUGUUCUCGUGGAUCGAAUUGAUCUUUCUGGAAACAAAGUUGGUAUUUGGUUAACUAGAUGCUCGAAAUGAAUGUGUUCAGAUAAAGUUCAUCGGCGAUUCAAAAGUGAGAAAUGUUCGGGCGAGGACUGUGGUGUUGAGUGAGAACAACCUCCAUGAAAUAUCGGGAUACGCGUUCACAGAGAGCCAGUUUCUGAAGCUGUUAGUCUUAUUCUAGCAUUUAACAAACUAUCUAUAAACUUUCAGAAAACUAAACAAUAACAAGAAUCUGCGGAGCAUUUCUGCCGACGCUUUCAAGAAUAUGGUCGGACUUCAGACUUUGUAAGCCUUUUCCUCCCUAUCAUUUUCGAGUACCACGUAAUUUCAGAGAUCUGUCGCACACUUCCAUCAGCACUUUACCCAUAAAUGGUCUCAAAAACUUGAAAACCUUGGUGCUGACCAAUGUUCCGACCCUGAAACGCCUUCCUAGCGUGCUCGCUUUCACGGAUUUGGAGACGGCCCAUUUCACGUAUCCGCAUCAUUGUUGUCUGUUCAAAGUCUGUUGUUCUGCUCGAAAACUUCAAAAAAAGAAACAAACACUAAACAUUUACAGUACGUCGACGACGUCACUUUGAACGACAACGGAAAGUAUCAGCGGAAUGCGAAGGAGAUUCACAAACGGAUCUGCGAGAAGCGAGAGCAACAGAAGGCGGCGAGACGGAAGAAGCGGGAGAGCACUUUCCUGGAGAUGUUGCUCAGAGAGUGGACGGAUAAUAGUACGUACACAGGGCCCGACGAGCAGGAUGAUGACGAGUUGCCACGUGAGUCAAACGCACAUGAGGCUGAGAAGGCAUUGUGCUUUUCUUUCAGCGUUCACAGAAAUCGGCGCAGAGCCAUGCCAGUCAGUCGGCGAAGAAGUGCAGAGAUACUACUCGAACAUCACGUGCUACCCGAAGCCCGACGCGCUGAAUCCCUGCGAGAACAUCGUCGGAUACCCGUUCCUCCGCAUCGCCAUCUGGAUCGUCUGCUUCGCCGCCAUCUUCGGCAACAUCAUCGUCUGGGUACUGUUGGGCAUUGUGUACGAGAAACGGAUGCGAAUGCACUACCUCUACAUGAUAAACAUGUCUGUGGCUGAUAUGAUCACAGGUACAGCAUCCUCACAAGUGACGAUAAAAUGAAAUGUUUAGGAGUGUACCUAGCAGUUCUUGCGAUCGCCGAUGCUAAAAUGUCGGAUGAAUAUUAUCGGCACGCAGUUUGGUGGCAGACCGGUUGGGGGUGCAGAGCCGCGGGCUUCCUGGCCGUGUUCGCGUCAGAGUUGGGAAUCAUUUCCAUGUUUCUCAUUGCUUUCGAAAUGUCCUACAAUACCAGGUAUGGUUGUUUGUAGCAGAAUCAUCAAUCCAUGAAACUCUCCAGACAAUCUUUCCGUGGUCGUCGUCUGAACCCGCGGGUCGGAGUGCUUCUGAUGGUCGGCGGAUGGCUUUUCGCCAUCGUCAUGGCCAUUCUUCCGUGGUUCGGAAUCUCGUCCUACUCGGAGAGCAGCGUCUGUUUGCCACUUAAAGCAACGACAAUGUUUGACAAGAGCUACUUGAUCUUCGGAUUGAGCUUCAACUUCUUGGCGUUCGUGGCGAUGGCGCUGUCCUACGGAUUCAUUGUGAAGAUGCUGAAAGAGAAUGAGACUCGCGAAGAGGACCGAGCACUCAUCACUAAAAUGACGGUCCUCGUCGUCACCGAUCUCAUCUGCUGGUUCCCGACGCUUUUCUUCGGCUUCACCGCCACCAUCGGCUUCCCUCUGCUCUCGCUCUCCUCCGCCAAGUUCGUGCUCGUCUUCUUCUUCCCGAUCAACGCAUUCGCCAACCCGUUUCUCUACGUGUUCUUCACCGAAGUCAUCCAACACCGUGUCCGAAGCAAGACUCUUCCGGUCAUCCGACGGAUCACGACCGGCCCUCUGAAUGCGGCCAGUUCCCUCUCAAACUUCUAUCACUCACAACCGCCGGGAGCGCAUCGAAGGAGCCGGGAUGAUCAAGCGAGCCCAUCGUCCGGAAUGCAUUUGGCAGUUACACAGGUACGACAGGUAUACCGAAACAUUUCUGGAGGAGUCCAGAGGAACUAACACAUUAACGUGAUUCAGACGACUUCCCUGAACAGCACUCCAAGAGGAUCGAACGUUUCGUCGCGAGCUUCCGACGCAAUGCUCUUCGACUACGGAGAACGGAGUGGAAGUGCGUCGCCACGUGUCUCUUUCGACAUUCCGAUCUCGCCGACGACUCCGAGGUCCGACCGCAAGAAUCGGAUCUCUCUUCUCCGGCGGUUUGUCUCCGCUAUUCCGGAGGUCUCUGAUCUCUCGGAGCAUUCGAGUGAGAGCCAUCACGAACACGUUCCGCAUCCGAGAAGGAAGCUCCGAACGUCACUGAAUAGAAUUCUGGCGAUGGGAAGGAGGCAAGACGGGUCCACGGAUUCGGGAAGAGGCUCGUUGGCCAGUUCGGCCGGAUCGGUACGUUCUUCUUUACUCUUUCCCGGUUCCAAUUCUCAAUCGGAGCAUUUCAGCGUGACCAGAACGAACGCGUGUCGCUCACGAGCAACACCUCCUCUCUGCUGAGCCCGUUGCUCUCGAUCGGCUUGCCAUCUCUCUCCACCUCCAAUCCCAAUAAGCUCAUUUUGCCGCCCGACUCCUCGAAGAACCGUCGAAAGAGCACACCGGCCAUCCCGCUGCUCGUCGUCUCUGAUUGCUCCUAG
This is a messenger RNA of Caenorhabditis sp. 36 PRJEB53466, 3331 nucleotides long. The record is from the annotation of a GenBank genome assembly. Lineage: Eukaryota; Metazoa; Nematoda; Chromadorea; Rhabditida; Rhabditidae.